This is a messenger RNA of Pieris napi, 874 nucleotides long. Its product is annotated as transmembrane protein 9B-like. Lineage: Eukaryota; Metazoa; Arthropoda; Insecta; Lepidoptera; Pieridae. Gene Ontology annotation, cellular component: lysosomal membrane. Bases 71 to 517 code for a protein of 148 amino acids. The record is from RefSeq and is a predicted model, not a curated record. The transcript has 6 exons.
AAUAUAAACAUUGUUUAGACUGUGGAACUAAGUAAUAAAUAAUAUUAAAUUGUUGCUUCCCAAAUAUAGAAUGUUUACUAAAUUAGUCUUGUUCAUUUUUUUCGGAUUUUCUCCAUCUAUUUUGGCACAAUUUUAUGAAGACCAAAGAUGUCGUUGUGUUUGUCCUAGUCAAUCCACAUUUUUAAACAAGACCGUUAAAGGAUCUGAUAGAAAACUAUAUAUUGCAUUUGUACCACCCAAUAAAUGUACUUGUGAUGCUGUUAUUUUGCCUCUUGUGACUGAUGAAAUAAGACAAAAUGCUCAAAUAUUCUGUCCUAGAUGUGAUUGUACUUACGAAUCUAGAAACACAACUAUUAUUAUGGUUGUAGUAAUAAUGGUUUUGUGUGUUUUAAUGCUGUUGUCUGCAUAUUUUAUAUUCCUGUCAAUACUUGGUCCUCUUGCUGUUGAUAGAAAGCUCUCUGUACAUGUAAUCAAUGAUGAGGCCCAGAGACCUUUGAUGCAUGAUGAUAGUGAUUAGAAAAAGGCAUUCAUAGACAUUGUGAUAUUGUAUUGUUGUUAUUUUAAUAUUGUGUAUUUUGUAAUAUCUAAAUUGUUAAGAUUAGAACUGACAAUAAUCUUAUAUCUAUAUUUAAGUGUUAAUGUAUAAUUCAUAGUCUAUUUGUGAAUAUUACUUAAUGUAUACUUACUAUUUGAAAGUUUUCAUUUAAUUUAUGAUGUUUGAAUAAAAAAAUAAUGAUAUAUAAAAAUUGUAGCCUUUAAUUUAAUAAUUUAGAAAAAAAUCUUUUUAUGUAUAGUGUCAUGUCAACUUCCAUUUUGACCAGGACAGUUGCCAUGAGUGGAUCAACUCAUAAAAUAAAGACUUAUUUUCAUAGUG